Cyphomyrmex costatus is the source of this 2121-nucleotide messenger RNA. RefSeq names its product meteorin (gene Metrn). Gene Ontology annotation, molecular function: hormone activity. The record is from RefSeq and is a predicted model, not a curated record. Lineage: Eukaryota; Metazoa; Arthropoda; Insecta; Hymenoptera; Formicidae. The coding region runs from base 916 to 1782 and encodes 288 amino acids. The transcript has 3 exons.
GGGACCGCCAUAUAGGGAAACCACCUUGCUUCUUCGCGUACAUGCCGUCUUUCUCGGAGGACUCCCGAAUCGUACAAGUGGCACAACGCUGUGGAGUAUCGACGAAGGAGAUUAUGGACCAUCUGGAAAGGUAUCGAUAGAAUAAAAGUAGUGCUUUAGCUCCGAGGAGGCGAACUGCUGCCUGCUAAACCGUUGAUCCACGUUCCAGUUUAAGCUAUGGUGUGUAAGAAAUAUAUAUAUAUUCACAGCACAGCAGAGUGUAUAUCGCCCCUCGCUUGUAUGGCUUAGUGUGAUAAAGCAACUAUCUAUAAUAGAAGGAAUUCUCAUAUCAGGUCUCAGACCUUCGAAUUUCGAUACCACCAGGAAUGCCUUGAUAUUUUUUUCCCUUGAUAUUUUAUCAUACAAUACUGUCACUAUAUCUGCCUUAAGAGAGUACUUUAGUGGGUCGGAAAUUUAAAAGGAGAGAUUAGAAAAAAGAAAAGAAAGAUAUCGAAGAGAGUACCGGCCGUAAACAUGUCAGACGAGUGUGUCCUCCCAAAUUCUUAAAAUUCCUCAGGGAGUGAACGAUAGCUAUGUUUAUUCCAAUAGAAGAAAUGUUUUACAAACUACUGGGGGACUGAAGAUUUCAAGACGUGGAGCUUUUCCCUUCUCUGAGAAGAUUAAAUACUGAAUCACCUGAUCCACCUUUUACUCAUAAUACUGUGAUUCCUCCAGGUAGCUCAGAAAUUCAUCUAGAGGAAUAAAAAGAAGACCUGAGGGUUUGGUUCUAAGAGUACUUAAUUCGAAUGUGGAUGGAAAAAGUUGGUCUAUUGCGAUCUAACUUCCGUAGAAGCUCCCGCGAAGCGACGAAAAUGUGACAUAUCAUCCUGGACAACGAACGUUGUAGUGUUGCAAGAGAGAAAAAAAAAAGGAAAAAUGGUACACGCAGUAGUUGUGGUUCUCGCUCUGAUCUCCGUCAGUGUAUCCGCCUACGAGCAUACCGCCGCGGAUCAGUGCGACUGGUCCGGAAGCGGAGGAGAAAGUGGUGGUGUCCGACCGGUAUACUUGCGCUGUGCUCGGGGAACGGUACUAUGGCGCUAUCCUCAUGACGCUUUGAGAGUAGUCCUUUCCUUCCCGGUCUCAUUCUUAGAGAACACUUCUCUCAGCUAUCUGGGUUUCCGUGCCUGCGUCAAGAUCUCUGGGCCUGUGCGGGUCUUUCUGGAAGCUGGCGGCAAGCUGAGACAACUCUAUUCUCCGUCCGAUGGCAAGCACGAACUUACACAUCGGUGCUUCCGCUCGCGGAAGCAUACAGCCGCACUUUACAUGGAAGCUGAGGAUGAUUAUUCCUUUAAAAACACCAAGGUCAAGCUACAAUAUGACCUGGAGCCAAAUUCUGUGAAGGGGGGAACACUUCGCGUGCCGGACGAAGAGGAGGACUGCAGACCUUGCUCCAUGGAGGAACUUGCCAAGGCUUAUUGCCAAAGCGACCUGGUUGCUAAAGGCACUGUCACUGAUGUCGAACAGAAUCCUAAAAUGGAUACGUCUGAACUGAUACUUAGGGUCACCAAGAUUCUGCGCUAUAUAGCCCAGGAAGCUGAGGGUAAUGAAAUUGACGCGUCUUUGAAGAAAAGCGUGCGUGUGCGAAUACCAAUGGUAUGUGAUGCGCGGCACGGCCUAGGUGAAUUUGUGAUAAUGGCCAAACGACGUCUCGGAGACCUCACCUUGGUAUGCGCGCCUAGACUGGAAGCGUGGAUGCAAAUUGUACAUGAAAUGGAUAAUGCGCCCUGCGUUCUUCAUAGCUAGCUAAUAAGAUGAUUUUUUUUGGAAAGUCGUAAAGACAUGUACACGAUGCACAAUAGAUACAGUAUCGUGUUACAAAAUUGGAAAUCAAUCAUUAAUAGAGUAAUACCGUAUAGAAAACUGCCGUCUAGCCAUUUGUAUGAGGAUAUCGUAUAUUUAGGGAAUAUCAUUCUUUGUGUACAUACUACAUACUGUCAGAUUGUCGAUCUCCAAACUGUGAUAUUAUUUGUUGUAUUAAGAAGAACAUGGAAGAACGUGCACAAAGAAACAGAGAAAGCACAUUUGCCUUAAUACUUGUUCUAGACUAUUUUAGAGAUUAGAAAAAUCAUGUAUAGAAUAUUC